Molecule: messenger RNA, 1515 nt
Organism: Candida tropicalis MYA-3404
Lineage: Eukaryota; Fungi; Ascomycota; Pichiomycetes; Serinales; Debaryomycetaceae
Gene: PPZ1
Product: salt homeostasis regulator
Exons: 1
Coding region: 1-1515 (504 amino acids)
Cellular component (GO): cytoplasm; nucleus
Molecular function (GO): protein serine/threonine phosphatase activity
Source: RefSeq, a predicted model, not a curated record
AUGGGUUCUCAAAGUUCAAAAUCAGCAAGAUCUUCCAGUUCGUCUUUACCACAAAUUCAACGUUCUGAUACCACAGCUUCCACAAGUUCAGUCAAAUCUUCACGAUCAAUAUUAUCGUCAAGGCUGGCCAAAUCAUUCCUGAAGAACAAUAAUAAUAAUAGCAAUAAUAAUGAUAACAACAAUAAUGACAACAAUUAUAAUAAUAAAAGACCUUCAUUUUCUAGAAAUGGUACCACAGAUAGUCUUUCAGUACCAAGCAAUUCAAUACAACACGACAUGAAUGGGAAUUCUUCCAAUAAUAACAACAGUAAUAGUUUCCCCAGUUCGCCCGCGAUAAAUCCAUUAAAUGGAACUCAUUCAAUCUCGCGUACAUCUACAAACCAUUCGAUGACACAUUCAAUUAAGUCAACUACAUCACAAAGUUCAAUUCUAAAUAGAUCAUCUUCAUUUUCUCAAGAUCAACAACAGCAACAGCAGCAACAACAACAAUUAGAAGGAAAUCCAACUAUAGAACAUCAUUCAACUUCUACUUCAUUAACUUCUGCAUCUAUAACAAAUAGUUCACAGAUUGAUGUAUGGAUAGAUAAAUUGAUUAAUGCAGCAUAUAGUAAGCGAACCAAGAAUGUUUGUUUGAAAAAUUCCGAAAUUGAAAUUAUUUGCUCAUCAGCAAGAGAAAUUUUCUUGAGUCAACCUUCAUUGUUAGAAUUAUCGCCUCCAGUUAAAGUUGUUGGUGAUGUUCAUGGUCAAUAUUUGGAUUUAAUUCGUAUUUUCUCCAAAUGUGGGUUUCCUCCAAAGACAAAUUAUUUAUUUUUAGGAGAUUAUGUUGAUAGAGGUAAACAAUCAUUAGAAACAAUUCUAUUAUUGUUGUGUUAUAAAAUCAAAUAUCCGGAGAAUUUUUUCUUAUUAAGAGGUAAUCAUGAAUGUGCAAAUGUUACGAGAGUUUAUGGAUUUUAUGAUGAAUGUAAACGAAGAUGCAAUAUUAAAACUUGGAAAUUAUUUAUUGAUACUUUUAAUACUUUGCCAAUUGCUGCUAUUGUUGCUGGUAAAAUUUUCUGUGUUCAUGGUGGAUUAUCUCCAGUAUUGAAUUCAAUGGAUGAAAUUAGAAAUAUAGCUAGACCUACAGAUGUGCCUGAUUUUGGAUUAUUGAAUGAUUUGUUAUGGUCAGAUCCAGCAGAUACAAUAAAUGAAUGGGAAGAUAACGAAAGAGGAGUUUCUUAUGUAUUCUCCAAAGUUGCCAUUAAUAAAUUUCUAAGUAAAUUUAAUUUUGAUUUAGUUUGUCGAGCUCAUAUGGUUGUUGAAGAUGGAUAUGAAUUUUUCAAUGAUAGAACAUUAGUUACAGUAUUUUCAGCACCUAAUUAUUGUGGAGAAUUUGAUAAUUGGGGUGCAGUUAUGGGAGUACUGGAAGAUUUAUUAUGUUCUUUUGAAUUAUUGGAUCCAUUGGAUAGUGUUGCGUUGAAACAAGUGAUGAAAAAAGAAAAACAAGAAAGAAAACUUCAAAAGAGUCUAGAAGGAUAA